This is a messenger RNA of Biomphalaria glabrata, 1098 nucleotides long. RefSeq lists its product as uncharacterized. Bases 69 to 974 code for a protein of 301 amino acids. The transcript is spliced from 4 exons. The record is from RefSeq and is a predicted model, not a curated record. Lineage: Eukaryota; Metazoa; Mollusca; Gastropoda; Planorbidae.
UAUAUUUUCUUUGGACCAUAAUAAAGUGGGUUGAAUUUAGCGUUAUAGCGACAAUAGAUUGUUAUAAAAUGGCGUCGUAUGAGACCAUUCUUGAUUGUGACAAUAAUUCAGUGAACAAAAUAAUUAAAAUUCAGUCAUGUGUUCGUAGAUGGCUGGUAAAAAAACUUGUUAUGGAGAUAAAACAGUCAUAUAAAGAUUUAGUCCUUGGACUAGAUGGCCCAGAAGUUGAAGUCAUUUGGCACAGGGACACUCCGACCUAUCCAUCUGUCAGAAAAACGAAUACCUCAUCAACAUCUUUAUCUCGAGCAAAAGAUUCUUCUUCUUCUGCCACAUCUCAUUCUUCCAAAAACAGCCCAAGUUUAUUUAUCUUAACUAGUGAACAACAAACAGCAAGAACAGAUCUUCCAUUCAGUAAUCAAGAUAAUUUUUUAAAUAAAGUAAGCCUUGUUUCAACUCUGGUACAGACAGAAAUGAUCCCUUCCGAUUUGGUUGUUUAUGAAACAAAUGCCUCGCACGAGGCUGAGAAAUCAGAAAUCAGUAUGAAAAGUAAAAGAUCAAACAGGUCUUUGAGCGAUGCUGGUUGUAAUUCUUCAAUUGAUAAAAGUGCUGAGCCAGAUGUUCAUAAACUCUUAAAGGAAACAGAAAUUAACUCACACUCUUCAAUACCAGAACAAUGUUCUUCAGAAAGCUCUGUGCCAUUUAAACCUGACAAUGAUGAGGCUACUGGUACUUUAAACACUGUUUAUAAAUUUGAUUCACCUUCUGAAAAUGCUAAUGUUAUGGAUAAAUCCAUUCAAUAUUUUGAUCAGACUGUGCAAAGCAAAAACAUUGGGGAGACAAUGAUCAGCGACCUUCCUGAUGACAAAGACCAACUUCUGCAACUUAAGAGAACAAUGGCUAUGGAGUUAUUGUGGGUACAGCAAGCUAUCAACAGCAGAAAAAAUUAUCUCCAGUUGAAACAAGGAAUGCAAUAAACCUUGAAGAAACAUCUACAAUAGAAAUGUUUUAGAAGGCAGCCAUCUGUGAUAAAUAAUUACCACUUGAUAUAAAGAUGUAAAAAUUCAAUAAUUAAUGUAUUAAACUAUAUAAAAAGAGUAA